AUGGGAGCAUCAUGCGCCUCUUUUUAUGCUAACGUGGUACUACAUAAAUGGGAGCAUACAUUCGUCCUUAUACCACCUUGGAAACAGUACAUCCUCUUUUACAGACGUUAUUUGGAUGACAUUUGUAUCCUCUGGGGUGGUUCACAGGACGAGCUGAGGCAGUUUUUCUGUUACAUCAAUUCCACCACUAAUUUCUUGCAAUUUACACACACCGUUGACCCACAUGAACUCCACUAUCUAGACAUCACUUUGUACAAAGAUUACACCCAGAAUGUUUUCCACUUACACUUCGAGAGUGCACACCCUCUAUAUCAAAAAAGAGGAAUUAUUAAGGGACAGCUCAUCAGAGCAAGUAGAAUAUGUAGCACUCAGGAAGAGUUUGAACUGGAGGUGGAAACCUUGCAGGCAUUAUUCUUGGAAAGAGGAUACCCCUUGGAACUAUUCAGGACCUUAGCUGGUGAAGUAAGUUCCUUAAGGAAUUCCCUAUACCCACCGAUAUUGGGGAAAGGGUCGGAAGCAUUGAUCAAUUCUGCUUCAAAUACACUGGUCCACCACACGAACAGCUUUGCAUACACAUAUUCCUCCAAUUCUAAGGAAAUGGAGGAAAUCAUAAUGCACCAUUGGCCGGUCCUAGCUCUUUUUGAAGAAUUGAAGGACUUUAUACCCCCUAAACCAAGUUUUGUCAGAAAAAGAGGUGCAAACUUUAAAGAGAUUUUUGAAAGAAAGCAUGACAGUAAGAAAAAGGUAAAGCAACCAAGAUUAGGCACACACAGAUGUGGUUCUUGCGCACAAUGUCACGCCAUAUCGAAUGAAUCAUCCCUCUAUAUCCCAUCUAGGAAUUUUAGAGUGCACCCGACAGGUUUCUACACAUGUGCCACCAAAGGGGUUGUAUACCUGGGCCUCUGUACCACAUGUCAAAGUUUCUAUGUGGGGAAGACCGAGAGGGAACUCAGAAAACGGAUCUACGAACAUCUCUAUGAUAUGGCUAAAAAGAAGGAAACAAAUGCUUUCUUCAAGCAUUCUCUUUCCUGUCCAGGGUUAAACAUCAAAUUUACAGUACUAGAACAAGUUGAACUAGAUGCAAGGGGAGGUGACUGGGAAUCCACUUUAGGUUACCGCGAAUUAUUAUGGCAACUAAGGUUGGAUGCAGGAAGAUCACCCGGGCUUAAUGGGACUAUCAGCAUCAAACCAGUUCUGAAGUUAAGAAGAGCUAGGUUAUAGCCUUUAUUAUGUUGAUUCAUCUUUAGAUUUAGCUGUUCUAAGUGGGUAUUUUUUCUCCAUGGUGUUGUAUGUCGCAAUCACCCUUACCACUAUUUUUAACUUUUAACUUAUAUCUUGUUCAAGUGUCCAUUAUCAAUAGAUUAAUACAUUAAUGUUGUUUUUUAGCAGCAUGAUGUUAAUUCCAUGAAUUCACCCUAAUAGAUUUUAUGAAGAAAGACUUUAAUGUUUUAAACAUGUACAUUAUUGUCCUAGACAUAUCGGGGGCAUUAAUCCUCAGAAGUUAAAUCUGUUUAUUACUUGCAAUGUUGCACAGAAUGCAAUUCGGUCAAUAUAUUUUUUUAGCUUAAUGCAACCUAUUUAAUAUAUGAAAUGCAUUUACUAUUUUAAUUUCCAGCUUGGAAAGUAUUUUUACUCACAAACCGGUUUUGCAAUAUACCUUUUUUAUAUUUAUUUUUAAAGAAACUUUUUAGUAUGCACCUUUAAAUGUACUAACUUAUUUUGACAACAUGCAUUUUCAAUUAAGACCUUGAUUAGUACAAUAUUUAAGACGUAUUGCUGAAUGGGAUGUUUGUAUCACUUGAAAAAGCUCACUGAGCGAAAGCGCUUGUGUUAUUUUGCUUCGUGAACUGUGUUUAUUAAAGGAUAUUCUUCUCAAGACUCAUCUCUGUGCUGUUUCCCACUUCCUUGGCCGUGGAUUUGGUUUUUUGGCUUUUGUUGCUUUGGUUUUUAGCAUUUGAGAGAGAGAUUCUUAAUACUGGAUCAUAUGAAGAAUCUCUUCCACUUUAUCAGGUAUGCUUUUCUGAUGGUUGGCCUUUUGGCUUCUUACAUGAGCAGAACAACUGAGUGAAUCUGUACAAGAAGGAUAAAUCCUUUACAAGUGUCCACAUACUACCCCUUCUGGCACAAAGAAUAGCUGUGGGUAAAACUCCUUUUGUUUCUGAUGUUUUCUGACAUUCUUCAUCACUCCCAUGGACAAUUACUGCUAUACAAUUUUAAUGCAAGAUCUACCUGGUCCCAUGAAUCAGGGGAAUUCUCAUUAGGAGGGAUGGAAGUAAAAUAUUUUCUGGCAUUGAGAAAUUAUGAUUCUUAUUCACUAGCUGGAUGGUAUAUGAAACCAGAUUUUUUUUGAAUGAAGUCAGUAUGCAGCAAAGCCACGGGGUGAAUGAGAAAGGGGAAGGAGUAAUUAGUACUGCUAGGAAGUUUCUUACAUGGGAGGAGACUCCUCUCUUUUCACCCUACUUUGCUGUAUCCACUGUAAGGUUUGAUUCUUUAAAGAUGCUCUUUUUGUGUGUACUGGACAACCCCUGUCCGUUUUCCAUAAAAGAGCCUUGAUUUAUUUAGAUUGUUCCCAAUAAGUUUUGAAAUAUGUCAAAGGAUAUGCUUGUUAUUUUGCCCUACACCUUGCUUGGGAGGACCAAUGAGAAAUGUUCUGAGCAGAGGUACAUCCAAGAGUUGGUUCUUAAUAGUCUGUGGCAAGGGCUGAAGCCUAACCUAAGUGGGUCUCCUCAGCAGCAUCCUGAAAGCCACUGCCCUACUGCAGCUGUCCACAGCACCACAGCUACCAUUUUAUGGAGUCCUAACUCCAUUCUAAAGGUCAUCUUGGUGAGAUUAAAACCUUUUUUUGGCACUUCAACACAUGUGCUUGGCAGCUGACUGGUUGCAACACUAGGCUGACUGAGAUGCAUUCAUUUUUACCAUACCAGUUUAGAAUCCUUACUCUCUAUUGUUUGCUUAAGCAUUUAGCCCGAACACCAACUUGGAUCUUUUGAUCACACUUCCACUGAACAGUGGAUCUGCCAGUGGAUUCUUGGAGAAAUACCAGGAUACUCCUGCUCCCUUCAGAAUCUUUCCAGCUUCCCAGACGAAGGCAGCUGAGAUAUUGCGGUGCAGACUAAAAUGCAUCAUCAAAAGCCGGAAGGACUGGAAAUACUGGCAAAGGUUUGGGCUUCUUCUAAAUACCUACUGUUUUGCGGUGGAACUCUUUCAUAGCUAAAAUGCUCCCUCAUCGGAUUAAGAGAAUCUCUAAAGGAAAUGGUCUUAGAUCACCAUCACUGUAACCUAGUCUGCAAUGAAUAUGCCAACUCCUUUCUGUCGAAGUCUAAUUACUGUGAAAUGGAAGAAGGAAAUCCUUUCUCCUCUUGUGGGAUGGCAUCAUAGGAUAGCUGGUCCAACAGGACAUUGGCACUCUGCCAGAUUGACAUAUUUCUCUGCAAACAUUUUGUAAUUAACCUGCCAAGAUGGGGGCUAAGAAGGAUAACAGACUUGAGGGGUCAGAAUGUGGCCUUCCUCAACUGUCCCAACAAGAACUGCUAACCUAUCAAAUAACCCCUUGGGAGACUUGACUUCAUGCAUUGGAAAUCUCUUCUCUUUCUUGUAAUUCUGGAGAAGGCAGCAGCCCCUGACCAGCGAGUAGAAGAGAGAUCUUUUUUGAGUGCCUGGAAACUCAUGUCUCUCCUGGCUGUUGAAGACUCCUGCGAGACCUGUGUAGCAGCUCAAGCCAGUAACCCACCUGCCUCCAGAAACUUUAGUACAGGUGGAUCUCAGCAAGGCCGACAAAGAUGCUGUGUGGCCUCCUGUUGUCUGCUCACAGUCACAAAGCCAAGAAGUUUUGGAAUAAAGCCAUUUUCUUCUUCACUGGGAUGCAUGACAUUAAUAUUUUGUGUCAAAUGCCAGAAGUGAUGUGUGAAGAAUGCUUUGGAGGCCAGUCUGUCAAUCAGAUGUCUGGGUCAACACCAGAAGUCACAAAUACUGCUACAGUAGUGAUCCUUAUGAUGAACACACACAUACGUACUUGUAUGCAAACCAGAGAACACACAUUUACUCAUAUGUUCUGAUGUGCAUCAAACAACAAUGCAAAUGCUGUUCUAUCACUACAUGAGCUAAAAAAUAUAUGAAUGCUAGCUCCUGUAAUAUUUUAAUAAUAAAAACAAGAUAACUCUUCACAGCCUCUCUCUGAUGGACAGAUAUUGUAUUCCUAAAAACAAAACUUGCAAAGCAAACCUACUAAGGUGCACAACUACCAAUUACAAGAACAUACUUGGAGUUCUACAACAAAGUCCCCAACUGUGAAGUAGAAUGAACUGCCAGCAGUACUCACUACUAUGUAUACAACCAAGCUCUACUGCAUUGUCCUAGCUACAACUUCCAACUAAAAUCUGGAAGACUGAACUUAUAGGACACAUUUUUUAAUACAUGUAGAUCUGCUGCUAAACAUAAGUGUUGUUUUUAUGUCUAACACUAACAUAGGCAUACCCUCCUGAAAAAAGUUACAAGCAUAACUGAUGCAUUAGAAAAAAAUGACCUCAUUACACCUUAUUUAUCGUACUUGUUCAAUUAACGGUGCCCAGUAAAUUACUUACUUCAAAAUGCAUGGCAUUUUAUUAGAAGUACAAAUUAAGACAAAACUAGUACUGCAUUUAAAUGGAUGUUUUAAACAGUCAUAACCCACAAGUACUUGUGGUUUAGAACCAUAAAAAAAUAACUUUGUCUGAACACUUUAUUUAUCUGCCAUCUCCAAAGCAUUUAUAUGCUUUAGAGAUACAUAAUGUCACCAAGUAGGAUUAACAAAAAUUACAUGUUCUAAAUGACAAAUUUAGGUAUCCUGUAAGACAGCAUCAAAAUGAAAACAAGUGUAACAUACAUACACAAUGGAAAAAAGCCAGUGUUCAUGCAAUGGCAGGCAAGAUGUUUAAAAAAAAAAAAAAAAAAAAAAAGAGAAAA
Protopterus annectens (West African lungfish) is the source of this 4941-nucleotide messenger RNA. RefSeq lists its product as uncharacterized. The record is from RefSeq and is a predicted model, not a curated record. Bases 1 to 1221 code for a protein of 406 amino acids. NCBI's taxonomy places the organism in Eukaryota, Metazoa, Chordata, Ceratodontiformes, Protopteridae. The transcript has 2 exons.